AUGAUAACUGAUAGUAAUAAUCAUAAUCAUAAUACCUACAUAGAAUCUUGUAUAAAUCGAUGGAAUGAUUAUUGUGAAAUUGCACAAGGACGGUUAGCUGAAUUAAGGGAACACUGUUGUGCAACAAAAAUGGUCACAACGGAUAAAAAAAUCUCUGAUUGUCCAGAUGCUUAUACUACUCCAGGAUGGAGUGAUGUUCUAAAUUGGCUAAAUGAAAUCGCGACACAACGUACUGUUGAUUAUUGUAGUGGUGAUAUUUCUAAAUGUCGAUUACCGUCCGAAUGGAAUGAAGUAAAUCUGUUUCGUCCACGUUGGCUUCGAUCUACACUGAUUCCAGCUUUAUUAAAUGCACCUGAAAUAGAACAUUUAUCAGCCGAGUUAAAAUUUGCACGUGAACAAUUAUUACAGGGGAUACGGUCAGCUGGUUUAUCACAUUUAUUGAAUCAUACAGAAGAGAAAACCUCUACCACAAAGACGACUACGAAAGCAACAACAACAACGAAGAGGAAGAAGAAACGACCAACGUGUACUCCAUAACGAUCUUCAACAUCUAAACAAUACAGAAUUUCUACUUAAAGCGAAUUCUACAAUGAAAGAAAUAAAAAUUAAUAGCCGUAUAAUUAAUACUUAAAACGAACUAGAUAAAAAAGCUGAAAAGAUUGAGAGAGG
Schistosoma curassoni is the source of this 669-nucleotide messenger RNA. The record is from the annotation of a GenBank genome assembly. NCBI's taxonomy places the organism in Eukaryota, Metazoa, Platyhelminthes, Trematoda, Strigeidida, Schistosomatidae.